GUCAUUUUCUUUUCAUCUGUGUAACUGUGUAGCCUCUAGGUGUAGAUCUAGACUCUAACCAAGUCCGGCUUCUAAGGUCUUCUUCAUUUCUGUUUAGCUACUGUUUACUUUGAAUAUCAAUAUGUCGGAAGCCAAGAAGCAAGUUCGAUCAUCUCUUGAUCAGUUGAAAGAUGUAACUGUAGUUGUUGCAGAUACUGGAGAUUUUGCAGCUAUGGAGAAAUUCAAGCCGACCGAUGCCACUACCAACCCUUCACUAAUUUUUGCUGCAGCCAACAUGCCAGCUUACCAGAAAUUGAUUGAUGAAGCUGUUAGCUAUGCAAAAUCCUUAGGAGGGAAAGAACCACAACAGUUAAUCAAUGCUAUGGAUAAAGUUUGUGUGAAUUUUGGAGUGGAAAUUCUUAAAAUUAUUCCCGGAAGAGUUUCUACCGAAGUAGAUGCACGAUUAUCCUUUGAUACAGAAGCCAUGGUUGAAAAAGCUCAAAAACUAAUCAAACUUUAUGAAGAUGCUGGGAUUGAUAAAGAGAGAAUCUUAAUUAAACUGGCAUCAACUUGGGAAGGAGUUCAGGCUGCAAGAAUCCUUGAAGCUCAGUUUGGAAUCCAUUGUAAUAUGACUCUAAUAUUCAACUUCUAUCAAGCUGUAGCAUGUGCUGAUGCAGGAGCUACUUUAAUUUCUCCAUUUGUUGGGAGAAUUUUGGACUGGUAUGUCAGUAAUACAGACACAAAGUCUUAUGAACCACUGGAAGAUCCAGGUGUAAAAAGUGUAACAAAGAUAUACAACUAUUAUAAAAAAUUUGGCCUGAAGACUGUAGUUAUGGGUGCAUCCUUCAGGAACACUGGGGAGAUCUUGGGCCUUGCAGGUUGUGACUUGCUCACAAUUUCUCCAGCACUCCUUGAUAAAUUAUCUCAGUCUGUAGAAACUGUUGAGACAUAUCUUGAUGCAGAGAAAGCUAAGAGUUUGGAUAUUUCCAAAGUGACAGUGACAGAGCCAGUGUUUAGAUGGCAGAUGAAUGAGGACCAGAUGGCCACUGACAAAUUAAGUGAUGGCAUUAGGAAAUUCGCUGCUGAUGCACUUAAAUUGGAAAACAUCCUUAGAGAAAAACUUGCCCAGUGAUGUUGUUAUUCAGACAUCUAGAUGUUUUCUAUUUACUUUAUAAUUUUAUUUUUUUUUAAAUUCUUAACAUUUUUAUUGGCAUUUAAUUUCUAUAAAUGAUCUUUUGAAACACAUUACUUUGUGGGAUCAACCAGAAACAAAUUAUUGAUAAACAUAAAGUAACAAGUGUGUGUGAUCUGACUGUUUUUAAUGCAGGGUUUAUUCUAGACGACUUUGCUGUUUGUAUGAAUAAUGUUUUGUGAUUGAAAGAUUUGAAGGUCAUUUUCUUGUUUUACAACAAAAGACAUUAAGUUUUUAUUUUUAAAAUGUUCCAAUUAGCUAGGAAGCUAUAGAACUUGCUUUAGUAGUUUAACUAUACAGACCUAAACAAUUUGUAUAGUAGACAGCUGCAAUAUUGAAUGCUAAGUAGAUUUUAAGUGUCAUUGUUCAAAAGUAUGUUGUUUGUUUUAGAACAAUGGUAAGUCUCAGUUUGUAAUCUUACUUUUAGUGGAGCAGUCCAGUCAAGUUUUAUGUUCAUCUAAAGAAGAGUAUCAUUGUUUCAUUAUCUUUUCUUUUCAGUACAUUUUUGUUUUACACUAUAACUAUUGUUGACUAUUCUCCAAGUUGUCUAUUUAGCCUGAUGAACUAUUAAACAUCAAACUAACUUCCA
Molecule: messenger RNA, 1760 nt
Organism: Biomphalaria glabrata
Lineage: Eukaryota; Metazoa; Mollusca; Gastropoda; Planorbidae
Product: transaldolase-like
Exons: 9
Coding region: 122-1111 (329 amino acids)
Biological process (GO): pentose-phosphate shunt; carbohydrate metabolic process; pentose-phosphate shunt, non-oxidative branch
Cellular component (GO): intracellular anatomical structure; cytoplasm
Molecular function (GO): transaldolase activity
Source: RefSeq, a predicted model, not a curated record